Messenger RNA from Cryptotermes secundus, 1566 nucleotides. RefSeq names its product KICSTOR complex protein ITFG2. The transcript has 5 exons. The record is from RefSeq and is a predicted model, not a curated record. Gene Ontology annotation, biological process: regulation of TOR signaling. NCBI's taxonomy places the organism in Eukaryota, Metazoa, Arthropoda, Insecta, Blattodea, Kalotermitidae. Bases 1 to 1227 code for a protein of 408 amino acids. Gene Ontology annotation, cellular component: KICSTOR complex.
AUGAUUGUGAAUAUAUGUGUGACAUAUAACAGAAACAUGCGUGCAGUGUGUUUUGUGAAGAGGUUUGAAUUUGAUUUGAAUGGAGCAGUUUUUCCAAGCGCCCUGUCUAUAGAUGAUGUGGAUAAUGAUGGAAACAAUGAACUUGUUGUUGGCAACAUGAGCGGUGAACUAUCCAUCUUUAAAAGUGACCGGAUGUGGCAGAAAUUUACAGGACUAGGCAUGAUCACUGCCUUAGGUAUUGGUGACAUUUUUAAUAUUGGCAGUAAUGCUCUGGUUGUUGUGGGUGGUGAUGGGUGGUGUCACAUUCUGUUUAAACCAAAGCAAGAUGAUGCUGUGGAUCAGAAGAAAGCAAAGUUAGAGUCUGUUUAUGUUCAGAGAAUUCCAGCCAAUACCAAAGUUGUACUCCUGGGAGAUAUAGAUGGGGACGGAUGUACAGAGAUGGUGAUGGGAUUAACAGACCGUGUUGUGCGUUCAUACCGUUGGGUUGCUGAUUCAGACGAGCCUGGGAGAGGGAAACUGAUUGGGCUACACAAAUGGGAAUGUGCCAACCAGAUUGGUACUGUGACACUGAACCGUUUGCAUGAUGGCACAACAUAUCUGUUAGUAGCUCAACCUGGUGGCACAUUGAUGAAGAUUCGCUGCCACACAAGUGAAGAAGAAGGUACAGUGAACAGUGAGAUGUUGGCAGCUACGUCUGUGGAGUACCAUACACUGUCCAGGAUGCUUAACCCAAAUGUGUCAACAGAGAUCCAAGGUGGUAUUAAGAUGGGACAUACAGAUUCUUCUUUGUCACCGUUAUAUGCUGUAGCGACUCUGGACGGAACACUCAUGCUGGUACAGGAUGAGAAUGUCGUGUGGUCCAUUCAGGUAGAUCAUCAGCUGUUUGCACUCACAAAACUGGACAUGACCGGGGAUGGUCGAGAUGAAAUUGUGGCAUGUUCAUGGGAUGGACAAACAUACAUCCUGGACCAAGAGAAGUGCAUUGUAUGUUUCCAGCUGGAGGAGUCAGUCAUGAGCUUUUGUUCAGGUUACUACACCCUCCAGCCUGGUCAGCCACCUGUUCCUUGCCUCGUCUAUACAACAUUCACCAAUAAGAUUUAUGUAUACUAUGAUGUGCAGCUGUCAAGCAUGAGGGCCAAGAGUUUUAUUCCAGAACACUUCACUGCAACCAAGGAGAAUCCGAGACAAGCUCAGCUGCUAAUUGAAUGGUGUCUUUAUGGCCAAUAGUAACGGUGUCAUAUGCCUGUAGUCUGAAAAUGAGUUUUGGUAACACUCUGUGAACAAUUAGUGAACCGUAACAUAAGUGUGAUGAGUCAACUUCAGAUUAUAUAUAUUUUUUUGUUUAAUAUUCUCCUUUUUAUGUUUCUGAGGUAAGGAAAAGUACCUGACCAGAAUGAAUUCAGAUUUAUUGACCUCUUAACUACCAUACCGAACCAUUGUCCCUUAUGUCACACGUAAGCAUGGGUGCUGGAAGAGGGACAAGGCCAGGGAUUUGAGACCCUCCCUGUGGCUUUCUGGAAAAAAUCAAAGUUGAAAAAUAAGGAAAUAUACCAGCAACUAGAAUUA